AGCGGGCCGGGCGGGCGGUGCGAGGUGGCUGCUGCCGCUCCGGGCUCCAGGCCCAGGCCCGGGCCCCGCCGCUCCCGGGGCCAUGGAGUUCCCGCCCGCUCUCUUCCCGUCCCCGUUCGGCUCCGGCCCGCCCCGGCAGGAGGGUGUCCCCGCCGCGGCCGCGGGCUGGGGGGAGCGCGGGCAGGUGCUGGAGGCCGGUCCCGGCGCGGCGCUCGCCUCCCGCCGCCUGUCCCCGCAGGCCGAGCCGGCGUUCGUGCCCCGCCGCGGCGGGACGGGCGAGAGCUGGGACCCCGCCUGCGCCGCCGCCGUGCCCUGCCUGCCUCCUAACGCGAGCUGCUGGGUCCCCUCGCUCGCCCCUCAGGACAUCCUGUACCGCGGCAUGCUGCGCAGGAAGCUCCGGGAAGGCAGGUCCGGAGCCACCCUGGACUUCAGCAAGCAGCUGGGCCAUUUCUUUGUGGAUCACCCAGAAGAUGCGUUUGGCUCCCUGGGGCAGCUGCUGCACAAGAACUUCCACUUGGGCAACUCCAUCCUGAGGAGGCCGGCCCGGGAAAGCACCAUCCGGAUGACAGCUUUGAUGGAGGAUAUCGAGCGUCUGGAGGCCAGGCGUGGCUGCCCCCGGCGGCAGCAGCUCGUGCCCCGCCUGCGCUGGUUCUCCCACCUCUGCCGGGACUGGCUGUUCGAGGUGCCGCUGGGGCUGCUGGCAGACUGCGUGCACGAGGAGCUGCUGCUGCAGUGGGGCAGCCUGCUCUUCGAUGACAGCCCUACAGGGGGGGCGCUGGCCUGGCUGCCCCCCAAAGAUGCCGGGGCACGCAUGGGCCGCCUGGUGUACCCCAGAGGGCAGGCCAUGAACCAUCUCUAUUUCCAGGACAUGGUUCUGGAGGAGCUGCCCCACGCCCAGGGCUCUCCAGCAUGGUUUGAGCUCAACGGACGCAUACGGCAAAUAGCAACUGCCCGGGUGGACGGGGAAGAUUUCAUUGGAGUCCGCUCGGACUAUCACUGUGGCGUUUGGAGGGUGCCAGGCAGGAAGGAAGCAGCUCCAAGCCCACUGCAGGUCAUCCGCACCAGCGUGCCUGUUUCCUGUCUCACUGUCAGCCCUCAUCUCCCUGGGGAGUUGGCUGUCUGCACCCAGAGCGGAGCCGUCUAUCUCUGGAGCGUCGAGACAGGGCUGCAGCAGCUCCGACACGACCCCGAGACCAUGUUUUUCCGGGACCACUCACCCUGGCGCUGGGCUGACUUCACUGCCCACCCGCGGGUGCUGAGCUGUGCUGACCGCACCGGCCUGCAGUGCUUGGACACCCGGGUCCCCGAGAGAUGCCAGUUUGACUUGUUCAAGGUGGGUGAUGAAGCCAGCUGCCAGCAGGGCGAGCGCGUGGUGCUGCCCAUGUACCUGGGCAAGGCUCAUCCUUCCCAGCACCUUGUCACCACACAGUUCUCUGUGUACGUGCUGGACGAGCGGUUGCCACUGGUGCCCAUGUUGAAAUGGGCACACAUGAUGAAGGACCCCCCCAUCUUUGCCCACCUGAUCCCAGGCGGCUCUGUGAGGACCCAUAAGGUGCUGCUUGGCACAUCCCGCACCCAGGAGCUGUUGCUGCUGCAAUACUGGGGGGGCAGCCAAUCAGUCUGCCAGCUAGCGGGGCUGCCACAAAAGCUGCACAGCAUCGCUGGCUGCCUGCAGCACCUACCUGCACAGCUCCCACACCGUCACCGCCUGCUCCAGCACCGCCUCAGCACCCCGGCUGCUGGUCUGGCUGCCACACUGCAGGAGGAUGGCUCGCAGGAGUCCCUGCUGGUUUUCCAGCUCUCUGAGGCUGGGGAUGUGUUCUGCCAGAGGCUGACCCACGAGGCAGCGCAACCCCCUGCACCCACCACCGUGGAUGAGGCCACAACAUCCCCCGGUUCUUCCCCUCUCUUUGAGUCUCCAGUCAACAGCCCGCUGCGCUUGGGCAGUGAGAAGGAAGAGGAGGAAGAGCAAACCUUCUACUUGUCCAACGUGGAGGUGAUUAUCAAUGAGGAGGAGGAGGAGGAGGAAGUGUUGAACACUCAAACAGCCCAGGACAAAGCCAAACUGCCGCAAGCGCCCUGUGCCAGCCCGGAGCCCCCCCCAG
This is a messenger RNA of Strigops habroptila (Kakapo), 2105 nucleotides long. It is a transcript of the gene TAF1C, whose product is annotated as TATA-box binding protein associated factor, RNA polymerase I subunit C. The annotation marks the transcript as partial. Gene Ontology annotation, molecular function: RNA polymerase I core promoter sequence-specific DNA binding; protein binding. Gene Ontology annotation, cellular component: fibrillar center. Lineage: Eukaryota; Metazoa; Chordata; Aves; Psittaciformes; Psittacidae. The record is from RefSeq and is a predicted model, not a curated record. The transcript is spliced from 13 exons. Gene Ontology annotation, biological process: transcription by RNA polymerase I.